AUGGAGGAGUGUGCUUGCCUCUGCGGCGUGGGCUCUUCGCGGGGAUGUCGGUGUCAUCAGGAGCACCAGGGCCCAGCUGAGAAGGCAGCGGCCCACAGCAAGCCGGCCCCGGCAGAAAAGCACCUCGAGGUGAACACGGCAGCGAGCCUGACCCUGGCCUGCACCAAAUUCUACCAUAUCCUGCCCAUCGACAGCAUCUGGAGACGGCGCUGCCGGGCAGAGUAUGGCGUUCGUGAAACCUUGCCGAACCUAGAGAUGAUCGGUUUGUCUUAUCGAGAAGUCUAUAUGAAGCUGUUCCACCCAUACAGACACAUUUUGGGUUUGUGGCAGCUAGAUAAGGGCUAUAGGAGACUGCUGAAUGUCGUGGUGGAUGGCUUAGGCAUUACUGGUUGGACGUGCAGGCCUUCCCUUAACCCCCAUGGGGAUGGCCCAAUGCAAUCCGAGCCCUUGUUCAGAAUGCGCCUGACGGAGCGGAAAUCAGCCGCGGUGGAGUGCAAGGCAGGCCGCCACCGCAGGCCCCACAACCUCCACAUGCAGAUUCAGAAGGACAGGUUCAGCAUCAAGACAGACCACCGAAAGGAUUCCCCAACGCGGCCUUGGAACGCAUGGGGGCGGGUGCUGGUGCAGGAGGUCAGACAGCCAUGUGACUGCCUGACCUACCGCCGCCUCUACCUCCCCUUCCAUGGGAAGCAUGCCAGGGUCACGAACAUCACGGGAUUCUCCAUCAGGAUGUUAGAGAUCCACCUCAGGCACCGCAUCCAGCUGCCAGAUGGCGGGUUCUUCCGCAACUUCAACGAGCUCUCCCACGUGGUCCAGGAGAUUGACCAGCAUGUGAUCCGGGAGCAGCAGCAGCAGUUCCUUGGCCUGAAUGCGUCUUCAGAGGAAGAUGCCUAUGAGGAAGAUUAUGUGCUCAAGAAAGAAAACCAAAUCAUGAAGUGCUACUGUGAUUCUGUGAAUGUCACACAAAAACAUGAAGGUAACACUGGUUCUGAUUGUGGUCCCACCUACAAAUUGCCAGCAUCAUCUGGAAACAAAGACAGCUCCUAA
Messenger RNA from Myotis daubentonii (Daubenton's bat), 1047 nucleotides. Its product is annotated as F-box only protein 31-like. Gene Ontology annotation, cellular component: SCF ubiquitin ligase complex. The record is from RefSeq and is a predicted model, not a curated record. Lineage: Eukaryota; Metazoa; Chordata; Mammalia; Chiroptera; Vespertilionidae. Gene Ontology annotation, biological process: SCF-dependent proteasomal ubiquitin-dependent protein catabolic process.